Molecule: messenger RNA, 954 nt
Organism: Sorex araneus (European shrew)
Lineage: Eukaryota; Metazoa; Chordata; Mammalia; Eulipotyphla; Soricidae
Product: olfactory receptor 7A10-like
Exons: 1
Coding region: 1-954 (317 amino acids)
Biological process (GO): G protein-coupled receptor signaling pathway
Cellular component (GO): membrane
Molecular function (GO): G protein-coupled receptor activity; olfactory receptor activity
Source: RefSeq, a predicted model, not a curated record
AUGGCAGCGAAAAACAACACCCACAUGUCAGAGUUUCUCCUCCUGGGACUCUCCCAGGAGCCGGAAGUCCAGCCCCUCAUCUAUGUGAUCUUCCUGUCCAUGUACCUGACCACGGUCUUGGGGAACCUGCUCAUCAUUCUGGCCGCCAGCUCAGACUCCCGCCUCCACACGCCCAUGUACUUCUUCCUCUGCAACCUGUCCCUGGUGGACAUCUGCUUCACCUCCACCACCAUCCCCAAGAUGCUGCAGAACAUCCUGCUGCAAAGAAAAGACAUCAGCUACGAAGGAUGCAUCACCCAGAUAUACUUUUUCCUCCUCUUCAUAAGUCUCGAUGACUUCCUCUUGACUGUGAUGGCCUAUGACCGCUUUGUGGCCAUCUGCCACCCCCUGCACUACACGGUCAUCAUGAACCCCCGCCUCUGUGGGUUGCUGGUCCUGGGGUGCUGGAUGCUGGGUCUAUUUCAUGCUUCCUUUGAAAUCUUAGUGUUCUUCCGUCUGUCCUUCUGCACCAGGGUGGAGAUUCCUCAUUUCUUCUGUGAACUCAACCAGAUGGUCAAACUCGCGUGUUCCAACAUGUAUCUGAAUAACGUGGUCAUGGACUGUGUGUCUGUCAUGCUGGGCGGGGGUCCCUUACUGGGGAUUAUUUACUCCUACUCUAAGAUCGGCUCCUUCAUCCGUGGCAUUGCUUCGGCUCAAGGCAAGUAUAAGGCCUUUUCCACCUGUGUCUCCCACCUCUCCGUGGUCACCCUGUUUUAUUUCACAAGCAUAGGGGUCUACCUGAGCUCUGCAGCGAGUGACAACUCAUCUGCCAGUGCCAUUGCCUCGGUCAUGUACACAGUGGUCACCCCCAUGCUGAACCCCUUCAUCUACAGCCUCAGGAACAAGGACAUCAAGAGGGCCCUGAAAACGUUUUUUGUGCAGGGAAUUACAAAGCGGCCAAUUGUCCUCCAGUGA